AUGUCGUCCCGCGCGGGCGACGGCGUCGUGGCGGCCGCGCCAACGCUCGCCUGCCUCGGCGAGCUCGCAGCCGCCUACGCCGACGCCGGAAUGGACGGGAAGGCCGCCGAGAUGUGCCAGCGCUCCAGGGAGCUGUACGGCGCUCUUCCCAGGGCGGCAGACUGCAACCGCCUCCUCAGGCUCCUCGUGCAGCGCCGGCGCUGGGAGGACGCCCGGAAGCUGUACGACGAAAUGCUUGCCGAGGAGGGCGGCGCGGAUGACUACAGCACCUGCGUGAUGUUGCGAGGGAUGUGCUUGGAAGGGCGGGUGGAGGAAGGGAGGAAGCUGAUUGAGGCUAGGUGGGGAGCGGGGUGCAUUCCGCAUCCCGUGUUCUACAAUGUACUGAUCGAUGGGUAUUGCCAGCGCGGGGAAAUUCGGAGGGGAAUGUUGCUGUUGGGUGAUAUGGAGAUGAAGGGAUUCUUGCCGACCGAGGUGACAUAUGGAGUUAUCAUUACCUGGCUCGGGCAGAAAGGUGAUUUGGAGAGGAUUGGGGGUUUGCUUGGCGAGAUGAAGGUGAGAGGAUUGUCCCCCAAUGUGCAGAUUUACAGCACUGUCAUUGAUGCUGUGUGCAAACGCCACUCAGCAUCGCAGGCAAUGGUUGUUCUGAAGCAAAUGUUUGCGAGCGGUUGUGAUCCAGAUGUUGUCACGUUUAAUACUUUGAUAUCAGCUUUUUGCCGAGAAGGUCGUGCUCACGAGGCUGAGAAACUUUUGAGAGAGGCCAUUAGGAGAGAGUUGGAGCCAAAUCAAAAUAGCUACACUCCUUUGAUUCAUGCCUUCUGCAUCGGAGGAGAUGUGACGGUUGCAUCAGAUUUUCUCGUGGAAAUGAUGGAAGGAGGGCAUACUCCUGAUGUCAUCACGUUUGGAGCACUAAUUCAUGGCCUUGUUGUUUCUGGGAAGGUAACUGAGGCCCUGAGUGUCAGGGAUAAGAUGAUGGAGAGACAGGUGAUGCCUGAUGUCAACAUAUAUAAUGUAUUGAUUAGUGGUUUAUGCAAGAAACAAAUGCUUCCCGCAGCUAAGAACCUUCUUGCAGAGAUGCUUGAGCAUAAUGUCCAGCCUGAUAAAUAUGUAUAUACCACGUUGAUUGAUGGUUUCAUCAGGAGUGGGAAUAUUAGUGACGCAAAGAAAAUAUUUGAAUUCAUGGAACAAAAGGGAGUCUGCCCUGAUGUUGUUGGCUACAAUGCUAUGGUAAAAGGAUAUUGUCAGUUUGGAAUGACGGAUGAGGCAAUUCUAUGCAUGAGCAGCAUGAAAAAGGUUGGCUGCAUUCCAGAUGAGUUUACAUAUACUACGCUUAUUGAUGGCUGUGCUAAACAAGGCAACAUAAGUGGAGCUCUGAGUUUGCUUUGCGAUAUGAUGAAGCGGAGAUGCAAACCAAAUGUUGUUACAUACUCAUCAUUAAUAAGUGGAUAUUGCAAGAUUAGCGAUACAGACACUGCAGAAUUUGUUUUUGAAAAUAUGCAAUCUGGAGGUCUCCUUCCUAAUGUUUUACACUAUACAAUCCUAAUUGGUAGUUUAUUCAAGAAAGAUAAAGUAAGCAAAGCUGCUGCAUACUUUGAACGUAUGUUGCUUAACCGUUGCUCUCCUAAUGAUGUCACAUCAAAUUAUUUAGUUAAUGGGCUCACAAACAGUGUGACCUGGAUCAUCAACUCAAACUGUAGCAACAGUGUUAAGUUGCAUGACAAGAAUGCUCUGCUAGAUGUGUUCAAGGGAUUGGUUUCUGAUGGAUGGGACCCAAGGAUUUCAGCAUACAAUGCUAUUAUCUUCAGCCUCUGUAGGCAUAAUAUGCUUGGGAAGGCACUGGACUUGAAAGAUAAGAUGGUUAGUAAAGGAUACUCGUCAGACCCUAUUACUUUCCUUUCACUUCCUUAUGGCUUCUGUUUUGUUGGAAAACCGAGGAACUGGGGGAGCAUCCUUCCUAAUGAAUUUCAGAAGAAUGAAUUUGAGACAAUCUUUAGGUGCAAGAUGUUAUUAGACCAGCAUGCCGUUGACACAGUUAGCUGCGAAGUCUCGAGGAUUAUACAGUUAUAUGCUGAGGAGUUUCUGUCUAUACAGAAACUGGAGAAGAGAUUUGCUGGUUCUUGA
Setaria italica (foxtail millet) is the source of this 2118-nucleotide messenger RNA. Its product is annotated as pentatricopeptide repeat-containing protein At1g52620. Gene Ontology annotation, molecular function: protein binding. Bases 1 to 2118 code for a protein of 705 amino acids. NCBI's taxonomy places the organism in Eukaryota, Viridiplantae, Streptophyta, Magnoliopsida, Poales, Poaceae. The transcript has a single exon. The record is from RefSeq and is a predicted model, not a curated record.